GAAAUCUACUUUUCAGCGAUGAUCAAAAUCCCCACUCUCUCUCUCUCUCUCUCUCUCAAUUAUUUUCUCACUGUAUUUUGAUGUUGGAAAUCUCUUAAAGUUCCUUGCUUGAAUCCCAUUAUGGAUCCUAAUUUUUUAAUUGAUGAGAAGGCUGAAAGUAGAGUUUAUAUCGGUAACCUUGACUUGAGAAUAACAGAGGCUGCGCUGAUUAAGAUGUUUACUCCCUAUGGCAAGAUUUUAUCCGAAGAAUUUCUAUGGCAUACUCGUGGACCAAAACGUGGAGAGCCAAGGGGCUUCGCUUUUAUCCAGUUUAGCACUAAAGAGGAAGCUAAACUGGCCAAGGAGAAGAUGCAUGGGAGGUUAGCUUGUGGCCGCCCUUUGGUUGUUCGUCUUGCCAGCGAGAAAUACUUGGAUGAAGCAACACAGGAUUCUUCCACAGCACUUGGUGAGGCAAAGAAAGCUGGCCUUACUGGUAGCACUUUAGGGCAGACAAGUCGUAGUGCCAAGAUAGCUGCAAUAAAGAACAAAUUGAGAGCCUUGGAAGAAGGGGGCCCUAGUGUGAAGAAGCAGAAGCAAGCUGACAGUGACUCAUGUAAGGAUAGUCUUGACCACUCACAAGACAAGGGAUAGGUGCUGAAGAGAACUUUGAAAACUAAAGGGUUUCAAAACCCAUUUACUGUUUCUUGGAAUAUACUCAGUAUGGUUUUAGCCUUAGGAUUAUUUUGAUACAUAACAUCAUGGGAACAUCAUCUGCUGCGGGUUUCAAUUGCUUGAGUUUUGUGCAUUA
Messenger RNA from Populus nigra (black poplar), 787 nucleotides. RefSeq lists its product as uncharacterized. The transcript has 5 exons. Gene Ontology annotation, molecular function: RNA binding. The record is from RefSeq and is a predicted model, not a curated record. The coding region runs from base 121 to 630 and encodes 169 amino acids. Lineage: Eukaryota; Viridiplantae; Streptophyta; Magnoliopsida; Malpighiales; Salicaceae.